This is a messenger RNA of Cannabis sativa, 1820 nucleotides long. RefSeq names its product 5-methyltetrahydropteroyltriglutamate--homocysteine methyltransferase 1-like. Gene Ontology annotation, molecular function: 5-methyltetrahydropteroyltriglutamate-homocysteine S-methyltransferase activity; zinc ion binding. Gene Ontology annotation, biological process: amino acid biosynthetic process. The record is from RefSeq and is a predicted model, not a curated record. The transcript is spliced from 6 exons. Lineage: Eukaryota; Viridiplantae; Streptophyta; Magnoliopsida; Rosales; Cannabaceae. Bases 275 to 1345 code for a protein of 356 amino acids.
CUUGUAGGAAUGGGACCACGUCCCUACAAGGGUGGUCGGAGUGAGCACCAUCCAUAUGACUAGGGAGUACGGCCCACGCUACAUGCAACCCAACUACUUUGCCCCACUUGGUUACAGGCCCACGUGACUGGACCCGGCGAUAGGAUUGUAUAAAGUAAUCAAUAUAAACAUAUUAAAAAAGUUAUGUUUCGUCCAUGUGGGAGGGAUGGGAUUUCUUCUUCCUUAAACCAAAUCAAAACUUGUUCUUCUCAGUUAGUGUAAAAAUCAAUCUCAGAUGCUAUCCUACUCUCCACUCCUCAUCUCACUGCACAACAGACUCAGAGACACAAAAAAACCUCUUUUUCCCUCUCCACCAAGGAACCCACUCACCGGCGGCGCCGCAGUUGCAUCGUCCUCUAAGAUCAUGUAUCUAGGAUUAGAUACUGUACCAGUUCUUGUUGGUCCAGUGUCUUACUUGUUGCUAUCAAAACCAGCAAAAGGUGUUGAGAAGUCCUUCUCUCUUCUUUCCCUCAUUGGAAAUAUUCUUUCAGUCUACAAGGAGGUUGUGGCUGAACUAAAGGCUGCAGGUGCCACUUGGAUUCAGUUUGAUGAGCCCACCCUUGUGAAGGAUCUUGAUUCUCACCAAUUACAAGCAUUUACUCAUGCCUACUCAGAACUAGAGUCAUCUUUGUCUGGUUUGAAUGUUAUAAUUGAAUCAUAUUUUGCUGAUGUUCCUGCCGAGGCAUACAAAACACUUACCUCUCUAAAGGGUGUAGCUGGGUAUGGCUUUGACCUGGUCUGUGGAACAAAGACCCUUGAUUUGAUCAAGAGUGGAUUUCCUUCUGGAAAAUACUUGUUUGCUGGAGUGGUAGAUGGGCGCAAUAUAUGGGCCAACGAUCUUGCAUCUUCCAUCAGUACCCUAGAGGCACUUGAGGGUAUUGUUGGAAAAGACAAGGUUGUUGUCUCUACAUCCUGCUCUCUUCUACACACUGCGGUUGAUCUUGUGAAUGAGACUAAGUUAGAUGCGGAGAUCAAGUCAUGGCUUGCAUUUGCUGCUCAAAAAGUAGUUGAAGUAAAUGCCCUGGCUAAGGCAUUGUCUGGACACAAGGAUGAGGCUUUCUUUGCUGCCAAUGCAACAGCUCAAGCUUCAAGAAAAUCUUCAACUAGGGUAACAAAUGAGCAUGUUCAAAAAUCAGUUGCUGCUUUGAAGGGCUCUGACCACCGUCGAGCAACAAAUGUGAGUGUCAGGCUGGAUGCCCAGCAGAAAAAGUUGAGCCUUCCUGUUCUUCCAAGUACCACAAUUGGAUCCUUCCCUCAGACCAUGGAUCUGAGAAGAGUCCGUCGCGAAUGUAAGGCUAAAAUGUAAGGCUAAUUGAACUUUUAUUGGUGUAUACAUUAGAAUCUCCGAAGAAAAUUAUGUCAGUGCGAUCAAGGAGGAGAUUAACAAAGUUGUCAAGCUCCAAGAAGAGCUUGACAUUGAUGUAUUGGUCCAUGGGGAGCCAGAGGUGAUAAUUAACCAAAUAAAACACUCAUUUCUGUAUAGUUUUCACAUUUAUAUCUUUUUAAGGAUGAAGUUGAGGAUCUUGAAAAGGCCCUAGUGUGUAUGACAUCCACUCACCAAGGAUCCCAUCUGCAGAAGAAAUCGCUGACCGGAUCAAUAAGAUGCUUGCUGUCUUGGAGACUAACAUUCUGUAAAUGUAGAAGUUUUUGAAAUGCUCAAUGGAGAGCCUUGAUGUUGCAUUUUAUCAUAUAUCCUCUUGUAUCUGUUUUUUCCUUACAUGUUUCUACAUGGAAGAAUUGAUUGGAAAGAAGUGAAGAAUGAAAAGAAUAUUAAUACUCAA